AUGAUGACGGUCUGCAGUCGAAUACAAUCGAAGACAGUUUUAUACGAUGAUGAUUUGAACUUGACUGAAGAACAUGUUAUUAUUCGAGAUGUUGUAUCCUCCGCUGACGAUAUAAAAAAUGAUAAAAUAAAUAUUAAUAAUCUACGCAAGCGUACUAGAAUCGCAUUUGUACAAAUACUUAAACGAUGUUCCAAUUCUUGUGGGCUUCCUUUUAAUUCAGACGUCAAUAUUAAAUUACUUGAAAUACCCAGUGCUGAGUUGAUCCACUUUGCUUCGAACAAAACAUUAUCAUUAAGACGGGUGCCACUGGAAAUGAACGGUCACGUUCGAAAAGUCUCGGUUAUGCUGCCCACGAAUGUUUUUAUUGGCAAUAUUGUAGUUACUAGAUACUUGAAAAUGCAUGAUGGCAUUCUUGAUACUGUUACUACCGCUACAAAUCCUGAUCUAUUUAUUACGUCAACCACAUCUGAACUUCUCUCCGAUACUGAUAAUAUGGUCACGUCAAUACAAACAGUCGAUCCCACUGGAUAUCAUGUAACAUUAAAUUGUGGACAAAUAAAUUUAAGUUAUCGUUAUGUUGCAGAGCAACAAUGUGUACGGAGUAGAAGACAUUUACCAGCAAUAUAG
Molecule: messenger RNA, 627 nt
Organism: Didymodactylos carnosus
Lineage: Eukaryota; Metazoa; Rotifera; Eurotatoria; Philodinida; Philodinidae
Source: the annotation of a GenBank genome assembly